UAAAAUUUCCCACUCGAAAUUCUGUUGAAGCGAAAAUAAAAUUUUCAUUUUGCAUUGAAUAAAAAAGAUACCUCGAAAAGGACGGAUAGUUGAGCACCAGCGCAGCGCCAGGCCAGCCACAGCGAUAGCGAACGAAGAUGACAGAUAAUUUUUUGAUGCGUGUUUUCCUUUUUUAGCUCCCCGCGGCCCGCUCUAUCUAUCUAUAAUUCUGUUUCUGUGCUCUGUCACUCUGUCAGUUCUUCUCACUUUACUUCUCAUUCGUUCUCCGUUCUCACUUGCUUUCAGCUAAGCUGAAGCUAGUCUGUCGUCAUUUUUCGCCAUCGUUGGUCAGGUCAUUUCGUUUAUUAAGUUUUUAUUUUUCGCGUUAUUGUUGUUGUUGAAACUCAAUUUAAAUUCUCAAUUAGUUGUUACAUCAAAAUCCAAAAACCCAUCGCUAUGCGGUUCGCGAAUUUCCAAAAAUUGUGAAUCCCAUUUAAGUGCGUGACCGAGAAAACGAGAAGAAAAGUGCAAAGGAAUUUCUAUUUAAAUAAUAAAAUAAAGUUUCAAAAAAAGAAAAAAGAUACGAAAAAGGCAGCAGAGAAACACAGACAAGACACAGAGCAGCAGAAGAGAAGAAACAACGAAGAAAUGUGUUGCCAGUGUUACCAUCAAUUUCUAUCCGUUGUAUGUCAAAACGAAGAAAAGCAAGAGCAAGAGGAAAAUAAUAAAAUUUGUUAUUUUGCUAAAUAAAAAUUGUGCAAAGUGUGUUAUUAAUAAUAGUUAAGCAAAAAAGAAAAUAAAACAAGUGCUUUGUCAAAGAAAAUAAAACAAAUAUUAAAAUAACACCUGUGUUUUUGAAAUACGCGUUUUACGUCUUGGGUAUAAAAAGAAAGAAAGAAAAAAAGUAGAAAAUCUGCAUCUACUUUUGUGGAUUGUAACAAAUUGCCCAUAAUGGAAUCGAAUGAUUCAACGGGCGACGGGGAGGAGGGUGUUUAUAAUUCAACAUUAUCAUCAUCAGCAGCAGCAGGAAAUCAAGACGAUAGUCCAAUGGCAAGAUCAAUGCCAUCAUCGUCGUCAGCUGCAUCAGCGUCAGUUACAGCUUUAGCUUCAGCACCUUCAUCGUCUUCAGGAGGAGCAGCUUCGUUUUCUUCAAUUGCAACACCUGUUCCGAGCACCAGUCGUGGUGAAUCGGACAGAAUCGCAAACAUGAUUCGUUCGGCAUCGCUCUAUAAGCGUCAACACGAAAUCGGAGCAUUGGUCAAUGUGGAAUGUUGUCGCAACGGACCUACGCCCGAUUUGGAUGCGAUUAUGUAUCAUCUGUUCAGUCCCAAAGAACCCAUCGACAAUACCGAUAAGAUGGACUGGAUACGUUGGCUUAUUGCCGGUGGCAGAACACUUGAGGAAUUUGUUAAAUUUGUCCGAAGCUAUGAUAACCAUGCUAAAUGCGGCUUGGUUUGGGUGCCACACGUGGUUGCCUAUCGAUGUCGUACGUGUGGCAUAUCACCCUGUAUGUCAAUAUGUCGUGAUUGUUUCAAAAAAGGAGAUCACACCAAUCAUGACUUUAAUAUGUUUCUCUCUCAAGCUGGUGGUGCCUGUGAUUGUGGUGAUACAUCGGUAAUGAAAGCUGAAGGUUUUUGCACCGAUCAUGGCAUCAAUAAGGGUGCCAACAAAGAUCCAGUUCCUAACAACCUUUUGGCAGUGGCCGAAGCCAUAAUGCCAAAAUUACUGUUUCGAUUAUUACAACAUUUCCGUCAAUAUAGUGAUAAUGUUGGUACAUAUAAUAUGGCUGCACACGCAUGCGAAGAAUUUACCAACAUGCUCAUUGAACUGAAUAAUAUGGGCGAAAUAAUGCGUAAGGUUAUGACGAGAGCUCUUAUCAAUCCCGAGGUAUAUAAAUUCUACAACGAACAACCCUGUCCAGAUACAGAACAUGGAAAUUUCCUUAAAGCCAAUAAAAAGAAGUACGAGGAUGCGGUUAAUCGAUUUCCAAGACCGGAACCUCCUGAUGAUUAUAAACAUUUACCAGCAUUAGGAGAGAAACUCAACCACACUACAUUGCUGGAAGAGUUUAUAUUCUGGACGUUUAAAUUAGAGUUCCCACAAAAUUUAGUGUGCUUCCUGCUAAAUAUGCUGCCAGACCAAGACUAUAAGGAGCAUCUCACUCGUACAUUUGUGAUGCACUACAGUCGAAUACCAUGUGUUCUGGAAAUGUCCAGAGACCCGGACACGCUUAGCAAUCGAGUGGUUCAUAUGAGCGUUCAACUCUUCUCAAACGAAAGCUUAGCUCUUAAAAUGGUCAAUGAACUUUCUCUCCUGCACGUCAUGAUAAUCAGCUUAAAACUGAUGAUGUCCAAGAUACUCAUUCAAAACACACUUCAUGAUCCCGUCAAAAACUUUCAUUUUGUGAUCGACUGCACUCGGCAAGUUAUGAAAGAACAUUGCUAUUGGCCUCUAGUAUCGGACUUUAACAAUGUGCUUUCGCAUGAAUCGGUCGCUUUGGUUUUCCUACGUGAUGACAAUCUAAUUGAUAUGUGGUUUCAAUUUCUGUCAAUGCUUCAGGGUAUGAAUGUCAAUGUGCGAGAGACAACAAGUCACGUGGAAUUCGAACCAAGUUCAUAUUAUGCUGCGUUUUCUUGUGAACUUGAAGCUAGUGCUUAUCCAAUGUGGUCGAUUAUAUCUCACCUCAAGGAUGGAAAACACGCCCCUUUGGCAAAAAAAAUUCUAACAUAUUGUGUAAAUACUCUGCACGAAUGGUUGGAUGCAAUAUAUUUCUUGGAACCUAGGUUAAGCAAGGAAGAAAUGAUGCAAGCAUCGUUUCACUUUCCACUUCAUCGCUAUCUAGCAGCAUUCUUGUGCCAAGCUGUCACAAAGAUGGGAAUGUCUUUGAGUGAUAUUUUACCAUCGUCAUCGUAUAUAUUGCCGCUUCUUAUGAUACAUCCAUUGAGAGUCCAGAGCUUCUUUUAUGAAAUUCUAGCUGGAAAAUGGGUUCGAAAUGGAUUGCAAAUAAAAGGACAAGCAAUGACCUACAUCCAGGCAAAUUUCUGCAAUUCAAUGGCAGAUAUGGAUUUAUUCUUCCUUCAAAUAUGCGCCACAAAUUUGCCCGAUUACUUCUUUUUGACCAAUGCCAUUGACCUAUUCAGCGUUGGCCAAUGGCUGGAAAUGGCCCCACUCAAAUCCCCACAGAAAAUGGAACAAGCCUCAAUGUUGGAGGGCUUUUUAACGUUUCUAGCCACCUUAGUGACAUCCCGAACUAAUCUGGGCAACGACGAAGCCACUCAAUGUAUCAUAGAAAUCAGUGCACUAUUGGCUACUGAAAACAAAACGCAUAGCCAAUUGCUGGAACUUAUGCCGGAACGUUCUGGAAACGUUCAUACGAAGAAUUUUGAGACGUUUCUUAAACAAUUAUCCGUUUACAAGGCACCUUCGUCGGGCUCGGAUAACCUAGAACAGGGAUUGUUCACUCCAAUCGACGAAGUUUGGGAGAACUACUACGAUCCGCUGCAUGUAUUGCUCCGUGCAGUACAUCGACGUGAUUUCCAAAGCUCGCUCGAUAGGUUCACCAAUUUUGUCAAGUCCAAAGGUAAAAUGCCGGCAAGCGGAAAUCUCUGGCCACCAUUUAGACUUCCGAGGCCAGUGGGAAAGGCAUUUGGUGACCCAUGUCGGAUUUUGAAUUCCAGAGUUUUUCACUCGACCAUUCUGUCGAUAUUCUUCCGAGCGGUACAUUCGCGAGAUGUAUCCGAGCACUUGCUGGCCUUGGCUGUAUUCCUUCUGGAGAUUGCAGUUGAAGUUAGUGACGAGCCCAGCAAUGGUGCCAUUGUAGAAUGUGAAUCGGCCUAUCAGCAAGCGUUUUAUUCAUUUUCGCGCAGAGAUCCACCAAAAUUAUUGCAGUGCUUCCCCACAGACAAUCUUUGUGAGAAUCUACGCCAUGUAGUUGACAAGUUAUCACUAAAAUCGCAGGAACCACAGGUUUCGCCAGCCAAUUAUCGUUCGAAUCCUUUCUAUAACGAUAUUGAUUUUGACGUGGACAGCGAGACGCUACCCAUGAUCGUUGGAGGAGAAAAUGAAGCGGGAGCAUCUGUAUCGAACUCUAAUAACUCUCUGGCUGUCCUUUCCAUGGAAGUCGCUUUGCCUCAGGAUCUUUCGGUGGUUCCUGAAACUUCUCUUGUCAUCCGAAGCAUUGAUGACGACAGCGACAGUCAAAUUGAAGACUCCCACUCUUUGGCUCUACAGCCCAUGAAUAGUAUGCCAACACGUUACACCCUGCAGCCCAUAGCCCCGCCGGAAUCAGGAAUGGAAGUGGCCAUACGUCGUGACCUGGGUCUGGCUACAACAAGUGAUGGAGCCUCAGUGACUACUUCAACGGUAGCGAACCGCCAGCCGAGUGAAAUGUUUUCCCCGACUACGCACAUUGCUGGUGGCAUGUUGCUGCCCUUCCAACGAGUACAGCCUGUCGCUGUCCCUAGUAGCAAUUUAGACAUUGUUCCCUCCAAUUCUCUUGGUGGCAGUGGUAGUAGUGGUUCACGUCGAACUUUUGACUCAGGCAGCCGAAUGAGGAACGUGGAACACGCUAUCGGACUAAAUAAAGACGAAGUAAUCAUCGAAGAGAGUAUCCUGUCGUUGCUGUUGAAGUUGCAUUCGCAACUGAGCGGCACGCUGGAUAGUUUCUCGUUGAAAGACGGCGAUGAUGACAAGCCUGGUUCAUCAACUAUGGAUGUUGACUGUGAUGAAGCAGGUCCAUCGCCGUCAUCUUCGUCGUCAUCCUGCUCGUCAUCGUCAUCUAGUCAACGGCACACCAAUACUCGAGAUAUUCGAAUAUCUGAUUCUCGGAUCGGUGACGGGCCCUUCUUCAUAGGUAAUCUUCUGCGUAAAGUAGCUAAACGGGACGAAAAAUGUGCACAGAACAUCGAAGAGAUUCGUAGCCGAUUAUGGCCGAACCAAAGAGAGAAACAAGCCGAACAAAAGGCCCGGGAAACAAGAGAAAAGGAGGAACGGUCUCGAAGAGCAAAGGAGCGACAACGCAAACUAAUGCAGGACUUUGCCAACAAACAAAAAGAAUUCAUGCAAACUGCCGGCCAGAGCAUGGAAUGUGGCGACGACGAAGACGACGAGGAGUACGAACAGCCUCGUGAAAAGGAAUACGAUUGCAUAAUCUGUAAUUGUACCAGUGCCAGUACAGACGCAAACCCCAUAGGUUUAGUAGUUCUUGUCGAAUCGAGUGGUAUUGUCGGACAUCGUAGGAAAGUGUCCGAACGACUACCACUUCCACUAAAUCUUGAAGAUGAAAAGAGGCUUAAGAACAGCAGUAUCCUUGCGACUGACUUUAAUCGACGCAACAGAAUUUUAAGCGAAAAAUUCGGUGAGGAAUCUUGGUAUCUGUCAAAUAAUUUAGGUUACGAAAACGGAGUGUAUGUACAGUCGUGUGGUCACCACGUUCAUUUGAGUUGUCUAGAUGCAUAUCUGAAAACCCUGUACGCCACGCAACGGCAACAUCUUCACGAUCGGGGAGAGUUCUACUGUCCUGUUUGCAGGCAGCUGUCCAAUUCGGUUCUUCCACUAAAUCCCCAGUUGGAUAGACCUGCGCCUGUUGUGCGAUCGGGCACGCAAUCUUUCGGGACGCUAGUCUUCGAGCUGAUGAACUUAAUCAAAGAAAAUGAGAGACCACCGCUGAGAUCUUUUAACACGUUCCACUCUUUUUCACAGACGACGACUAAGCUCUCCGAAGCGAUGGGUCGUGCAAUGGAAGACAUGACGAACAUAACUCAUCGCAAAAUCAAUCGAUUUCCUCCGACGUUCCGAAGUCUGUUUCUGUUUGUGACGUCGAUAGCUCGAACUAAUCUAGAAUCCGAAAUAAUUCAACGUGGUGGGACACUUUGUUCCAAUCAAUCAACGCGUUACAAGCCCAAGCGGGAGUGUAUCGUUCCAUUGCUGCACGUUCUAUCUGUCCAUGUGAGAGUACUCGUUGAGUGGCCGUUGUGGCGUUCUUGGGCGUCUCUGGCUGGUAUGCCAGUGAUCGACUCAGCACCCGUGCCUUCCCACUGCAAAGAAUUCAUCCCUAGUCUAUUCGCUGACCCCAUAGCGUUGCUCUUGAAAUUCAUCCUCUUGGCACCGCUACAUUUAGACCAAGUUUACUUUAACUGCAUAGUGAAAGUUAUGUACAACCUAUUGUACUAUCAGAUCGUUGUUAAACUAUGCGUCGCUCUGACUGAUCUCGAAUGUGACUUCAUUAUGGAAAAAUACAAAACCCGGAGUAACACUACUCCACAUCUGGGUAAAGCAAUGGCACUUGUUCUCAGCCACACCGAUAGACUGCAGAGAUUGCGUCGUGAUUGCCUACCGGCGUCAAUUGAUCAAUCUGGACCCAUCGAAGUGAAUCUCAAAUCGAUGGAAACACAGUUGCAGACGUUAUGUUUACCAUUUUUGCGUAUCGCUGCUUUGCUAAGACAUCAUUUGUAUCGCCAUGAAAUGCCAGAGAUCUCAGCUCCGCCAUUAGAGUUCGUACGACUAGUAUACUAUUUGGAAUUGGUCACCGAUAGUAUGGAUUGGGAGUGUUUCAAUGCAUCAAAAGGACUGUCGUUCAUUCCCGGUACUGAGGAGUCGUUGCCACAGUUCUGGUGCGAACAAUUAGUUGAUGUUCAUCCACCAGUCGAAGCCAUUCGUGAUUUUGUGAUAGUCAAUCAGAAUAUUGCGUGGCAACAACCAAAGUUGCUUGGGCUCCCUAGAGAAUAUGAGCGUUUGUUUACGUACUAUCAUGAGAGACCAUGUGAAAAUUGCAAUAAAGUGCCAAAAGAGAGCUCCAUUUGCCUGCUGUGCGGAGCAAUAGUUUGUCUCAAGCAAAAUUGCUGUGCUGAAAAUGAUUGUUGUGAAGCAGUUCGACACACAAUUUCUUGCGGCGGUGGUAUUGGCAUCUUUUUAGUUGUCACAUCGACAUACAUCAUAGUAAUAAGAGGUCGGAGAGCCUGUUUAUGGGGAUCACUGUAUUUAGAUGAUUUCGAUGAAGAAGAUCGUGAUUUGAAACGUGGUAAACCGUUAUACCUCAGCCAGGAUCGAUUCAAUCUUCUGGAAUCUCAGUGGCUCUCUCAUAAAUUCGCCCACACAAAACACACUUGGGUCUUUCAUCGUGAUCUGUUGUAAAUAAUAAAUCAAAUUACAAAUACAUACAUCUCUUUGACCUUCGAUGGAGGUUUGAGUUUUAAAAUCAAAACGUGGAUUAUAUUUCUAAAUCAUAAAUAGAAUAAACUGAAAAUAAUUAAAAAUAAUAAAUAUAAAUGUUGACAUUGGAUUUAACCCUAUAAAUAACAACUAUACCUACUUCUUAUCACUAUAAAACAAAGUUACUUACUCCUCAAUACAUUGUUAUAAUACUGAACCUACCGCCACUUUAUCGCUAUGAAAUGUAUAAAUAAACAAAAACCGUAAUAGAUGAAUUUAAAUAUGGUAUAUCUUUAUAUAGUUUAUUAUUAAUCCAACCAAGAGUAACUCGAGUAAUGUCUACAAAUUUACAUACGUCUCGUCUUACACAUAACUCUAGUUAAAAAUCCCUUAUUGAUGUCACAAAAUCUUAUCUCUAAAAUGCAAAAAUAAAAUAAAAAUAGAUAGAAACCGAGAAUGAAAUAAUUGACAUAUAAAUGAAAAUAACGGUUAAUUCCCAUUUAUUUAUUUAUUAAUUUAACAAAAUAGAUUUACAUUAAAAGGUUGAUAUAAUAUUAUAAUAUAAAAAGAUGAAUAAUUACUGUUCAUAGCUCUUACUUAAGUUGAGUCGUUUUUCUUUUGUUUGCACAAGUCACAUUUUAUUUGUGUCUUAAGCGUUUCUAAUCUUACUGGCAGCUUAGUUUUUAUCAUUAAACGCAAUCAAAAAAUUCGACUUGCCAACCAUAAUAAUUAAUUAUGAAUAAGGGUUCAUUAAAAAACAAGUAUAAUAAUAAUAAUAAAAAAAGAAUUAAAAAAAUUGUUAUUCCUCUGUGUGAUAUUCGAUUUAAUAUUAAAACAAAAUACAAAGACUUUUAUUAAACAUUUAUUUCGCAAAAAAAAAAAAAAAAAAAUAAAAAUAAAAGGAAGACAAAAUAUAAAAGAGAACUAAUACGUUUAUGUCCCUCUGUAUCACCGAUUAUUUUAUUUAAACAAAAUAUUAAGUUUUCAUUUUUGUUUUUUUAUUAUUUCAUUUAUAUGUAUUUCUUAGUUAAAAGAAAUUUUAAUAUGAAGUUUUUUUGUUCUUUUAAUUCUUGAAAUUUAAUUUAUAUAAAAUUUUAAAAAUCAAAAUUGGAUUAAAACAAUUCUUAUAACAACAAAACAAUUUUAAAUAAGACAUUUUAAGAAGAUUAUAGAUUGUUUUAUUUAUAUAUAUAUUUUUUUAAAAUUGAGAAUAAUGUUCUGUUACAUUAAUUUAACAUAAAAUAAAAAUAAAAAUGAUGUAGUAAAAGUAUACAUAUAUAUAUAUAAAUAUAUAUUUACAUUAUAUAAAAAUAGAGAAGUAAAUACAAAAAGAGAAUUAUGUAUACAACCACACAUUACAAAUAAUAACAUUAUUAUAUUUGAUGUAUCUACGAGAACUAUGCCUAAGUAUAUAAUAACUAAUUCAAAAAAUGAAAUAAAGUCAACAAAACAAUAAUAUUGUUACUCGCUUUAAAA
Messenger RNA from Eupeodes corollae, 8604 nucleotides. RefSeq names its product E3 ubiquitin-protein ligase Ubr3 (gene Ubr3). NCBI's taxonomy places the organism in Eukaryota, Metazoa, Arthropoda, Insecta, Diptera, Syrphidae. The transcript is spliced from 13 exons. The coding region runs from base 931 to 7110 and encodes 2059 amino acids. Gene Ontology annotation, molecular function: ubiquitin protein ligase activity; zinc ion binding. Gene Ontology annotation, cellular component: ubiquitin ligase complex; cytoplasm. The record is from RefSeq and is a predicted model, not a curated record. Gene Ontology annotation, biological process: protein ubiquitination; ubiquitin-dependent protein catabolic process via the N-end rule pathway.